UUUUCGUUGUGGGCUCAAAUCCCAACGGGCAUGGCGCAGGUUCGACCGGCGCAGCCCGUUGGCAAAGGCAGGUACCCUUCGGGCGCAGCCACGACCAUGGAGCAGGCCGCCAAGCUCGCGACCACGGAGCGCGACGUUGCGAUCGAGGAGGCCGCGGCGGCGCUCGUUCAAGUUCAUGCGACCAAGGAGGAGUGUCGUGUCUUGAAAGAGGAGUUGGCAAGGCUUCAGAAAGGCCAACCUGCUGCACCGAACCAGCAGCUGCUCAAUAAACUAUGGUCCGUUGUCCACAAGAUCCACGGCGCAAAUUACUCCAAAGCUCAGCUGUACCAAGUGCUUUUGGACCACCUCGGACCGUCAACACUGGCUGCCAGACCUAUUUCCAGUGUGCGGGAACCCAUGGACGAUGCUUCGAGUCUUGCGACAGACGUCAAGCGCGAAAUGCAAAUGCUCGUUGAACGCAGCGAAGCAUCCAUGGUGGCGGCGCUUGACGCAUCCCAUGCUCAGCUCCACGCCAACCUCCAAGUGCUUUCAACGCAGCUCUCGUCCUGUGGCUCGUGCACCCGGUUCAAGCAGCUCCACGAGUAUCAAUCCGAUCUUUUGACUCAGACAAAAACCAGCUACGAGCUCCAGCUGCAGGCGUUUGAAGAGAAAAUUGGCAUCCUCUUCCAGCAACUCGAGCACGAGCAGCAGACGGCGCGUGCAUCUGACGCGACAUUGUCCGUGCUGAACCAGCUCAAAAGCACCGAGGCCCGCGUGCGCGCGCUCGAAGCUCAGGUGACGACGACGUCGGCGCAGUGGGCGCACCAAGCGCGCGCAUACGAGACGCGCAUCGAGGCGCUGCGCGAUCAAGUACGCGUUUUGGAGCAUCGCUUGGAGCACGAGCAGUCGAUGAAUCUCCAGCUGCACUGGGAGAUGGAGCGCAAGGCGUCGAAAGAGCUGGACGAGCUCACAAAGACCAACACGGAGCUCGGGCAAGAAUUUUACAUUCAAUCGAAGCAAUUGCACGAGCACGAAGCCGAGAUUCGCGAACUCACAAAGACCGUCGAGUGGCUCCAGGAAGCGUGGCAAGGCGAGCGCGCUCAGCGACUGCACUACGAGCAUCAAGCGCACAACGGGACCACCCACGACCCCAUUCCACCUCUGUCGACACUCGAGACCAUCGGGAAGGACGCCACUUCGCAAACACUCGAUCUCGAAAAGGCCGACUUGGCCAUACAAACGGAAGUGGAGCCUUCCGACGUAGUACCAACGACAGCAGCUGCCACACCUCGGGGUGUUGAUGCGGCUGUGCAAUGCAUCCCGCCGAGCACGACGAUCCAAAUAGCAACCAACACGGACGACGCAUUGUUGUUGACAGCGGUGCAGGGACAUGCAGAGUACCAGCACCUUCGCGCCAACUGUGUGCACUUCCAAGAGGACGCUGCGCGGCUCGAGGCGGCGUUCGCCGAGGCGCAAACGCAAGUGAUCCAACUCUGCACCGCCGCAUCAAACCAAGAGGCGACCAUCGCCGACCUCCAAGCCGAGCUCCACCACGCGUCCGUGUCACUGGAGGCGGCAUCGACCAAAACCUCUACGGACGACGCCGCUCAUGUGAGCCAGCAAGCGCUGGAAGAGCUGCAAGCGCGGUAUGCUGCCGAUCAGCGACAGUGGCACACCGAGACCGCGCAGCUGGUGGCGAGUGCGGCAAGCGAACGGGAUCGUGUCUCCAGCCGCUGCGCCGAGCUCGAAGCCAGUGCGGGGCUCGUCCGUGCGCAGCUCGCCAUGCACGUGCAGCACUGGCGCCGCCAUCGCAAUGCGAGUCCCAGGAUAGACGCAGCGACGUGA
Saprolegnia parasitica CBS 223.65 is the source of this 1824-nucleotide messenger RNA. RefSeq lists its product as hypothetical. The record is from RefSeq and is a predicted model, not a curated record. Bases 31 to 1824 code for a protein of 597 amino acids. Lineage: Eukaryota; Oomycota; Saprolegniomycetes; Saprolegniales; Saprolegniaceae. The transcript has 9 exons.